Molecule: messenger RNA, 918 nt
Organism: Mycena indigotica
Lineage: Eukaryota; Fungi; Basidiomycota; Agaricomycetes; Agaricales; Mycenaceae
Exons: 2
Coding region: 1-918 (305 amino acids)
Source: RefSeq, a predicted model, not a curated record
AUGGACGCGCGACUCCCACCCGAACUCGAAAGGGAAAUUUUCGAGACGACUGCGCUCGUUCAUCGCGCGUCGAUCCCUGCCAUGCUGCUCGUCGCUCGUCGUGUUCUCGUCUGGAUCGAGCCUUUCCUCUACUACAGUCUGAAGAUAGGAAUUCCCAAGCCUGCCCGGGCUGGUGUUGAAGAUAGCGCCGCCGAGUCCGGCUCUCUGCAUGCAGCGUUAGCAAAAACCGACGUGUUCCUCCGCGACAGCGUCCGCCAUCUCGUUCUGGGCUCGCAGUUCGCACAACAGCUAGCGCAGAUGCCGGAUGCCGAGAAAACCAAGCUGAGCAGCAUGACCAACGUGGAGUUUCUGGCCAUUGCCGGCGUCAGCGAGGACCACGCCGCCGAAUUCCUGCAGCUAAUCUCUGCCAUGCCAGUUCGGCGCCUCGCCUGCUAUGUGGAGGAUAUCAUCGGCCGGUCCGGCCUGGUCCGCGGUGACCCUCAAACCAUAGCCGCCAUCCCCAUCUUCCGCCGAGUCACCCAUUUCGAUGUCUUUGACGAUGACUCGAGAUUCGCCGAGGCCGUCUUCGCCGUCCUCGCGCAUCUCCCCGCGCUGACCCACCUUGCGAUUUCGUCUGAGCACGUCGACGAGGACGACCCGCAGAGCACGGACAAUAUCAAGGCAUUCCUUGCAGAGUGCCCGGCGCUGCAGAUACUGGUGUGCCUGUCGCCGACAGGGAUCCUGGGUGCCAACAUAGAGCCGGUAGCCAUGGACGAGGAGAUUGACAUCCGUUUCGUAUCGCGUGGCUAUACGGAGUGGUACGAAGGUGUCUCAUAUGACACGAUAACUUUCUGGGACAAAGCGGAGGCAGUUGUUGCCCGUAGACGAGCCCUAGCUGCUAGUAAGACGCCGGAUAAUAAUGUCAUCUCUGGUGUUUGA